UUUCAACGGACAUCAAUUAUUUUGCAGCUUCGAGCGUGCCUUGAGAUUCGAAGGAUGAUUAUUCAUUCAACGGAAGAAGCAAGGAAACCUACACCACACGUUCAAUCCCGACUACUAACGAAGCGAACUAGAUUCUUGGUUCUAGCCUCCCCCUCGAUGUGAGAUAUAGGUUUAUGGUAGAACACUAAACUCAUGAUAUGCAACAAUUGCCUGCAACGAUUACCCCAAGAGCCAAAGGAAAACAACUUGAACGUUCGCUGGGACUCCACCUAGGGUUCUUCGAUCAACCGCCACAUCCUUCUAGCACUGCAAAGGGUCGCCCUAUACGACUUGGACCUGGACCUUCAUCAGGCUCUGUUCACCAGCAGGCCUCCACAAGAUUCAAGAACCACCGAUCGGGAACGGCGCAUGCUACCUCUUCCAAAAUUAUAGAAACGGAUUCGUCAUCCAAGUCGAAGUCCAAUGUAAGGGAAGCUCAGCAGACGUCCUCAAGAUCUGCCAGUCGGGAAUUGGCGUAUUCUACCUCUUGGCAACUUUUGGACCCGCAUUCGUCACCCUCAAUCCCACAGGGCGGUGUCGACUCCAUACAUUGUCGAGGUUUAGCGACCGGACAAGCUCACAGGGCACGUUCAGCGUAUUCGUUCUCAAUGACGUGUCUCAGGAAAUUCCCAGAGGACUGUAGUUUCACGUUCAUGUCGGACAACAACUUCUAAUGGUACCAGGUCAAAUCCCCAUUCACAGUCGGCGUCGACUCAGGAAGGCUCGCCUCAGGC
Molecule: messenger RNA, 773 nt
Organism: Suillus subalutaceus
Lineage: Eukaryota; Fungi; Basidiomycota; Agaricomycetes; Boletales; Suillaceae
Exons: 2
Coding region: 198-713 (171 amino acids)
Source: RefSeq, a predicted model, not a curated record